AUGGCCACCCAAAUGCAAGAUCCGCCUUCAAACCCUAUCCCUAAUCCCAAUGCCAUGGCGACUACGUCGCCGUUUAUCCGCGGUGGUGGGAACGGUGGUUCUGACAAUCCGGUCUUCGGUUCCGGUUCCGGUUCCGGCGCCGGGGAGUCCCAUUCUCACCAUCGAAGGGCACAGUCGGAGGCCAGUUACCGGCUGCCGGAUGACAUUAUGGACCUAUCUCCGUCGGAUCCGUUCAACGGCGGAUCCUCGACGGCGAGCCUGGAGGAGAUCGGAUCCGAGGACGACCUGUUCUCCACCUACAUUGACGUUGAGAAGCUCGGAGCAGUCGGAGGAGGGACGAACGGAUCGGGUCGCGGCGGAAACGGAUCGGAUCAGAGCGGUUACGGUAACGGCGCCGGCACGAGCGGUCAGAACGACGGAGAGAAGAGCUCGAGCGCCACCAUGGCGAGGUCGAGGCACAGGCACAGUAGCUCCGUCGACGGUUCAACGUCGACGAGCAUGUUUGGAGAGAUCAUGGAAGCCAAAAAAGCCAUGCCUCCCGAUAAGCUCGCUGAGCUAUGGUCGAUUGAUCCAAAGCGUGCCAAGAGAAUCCUCGCAAAUAGGCAAUCUGCUGCACGUUCAAAAGAGAGAAAGGCCCGCUAUAUACAAGAACUUGAGCGCAAAGUUCAGACCCUUCAGACUGAAGCCACAACUCUCUCUGCCCAACUGACACUGUACCAGAGGGACACAACUGGUCUGAAUACAGAAAAUACUGAGCUUAAGCUCCGUCUCCAAGCCAUGGAGCAACAGGCACAGCUUCGCGAUGCUCUUAAUGAUGCAUUGAUGAAGGAAGUUGAGAGGCUUAAGAUUGCUACUGGGGACAUAAUGAACCACUCCGAGUCUUUUAAUCUGGGAAUGCACCAGAUGCCAUUUGCAGGGUCAAAUUUCUUUCCAAUCCCACCACAUUCAGGUCCUUCUGGUCACCAAAACAUACAGUUGCCUCCAUUUAGUCACUCCCCAUCUAGCAUGCCAACUCAUCAGCUGCAACAAACAAAUACUCUCCAAAUGUCAGAUAUAUUGCAGAAUGACCAGCUUGGUCGUUUGCAGGGACUUGACAUUAGUAGCAAAGGAUCAACCCUCGUGAAGUCUGAAGGUCCCUCAAUAUCUGCUAGUGAGAGCAGCACCACAUUUUGAAUUUGACCGAAACUGCUUGACCUGCUGACUUAUCCAGUGCAUUCCCUUCUCUUCAAUUGUUUUUAGUGUUGACAUGUAGUCAUCUAGUGAAGGUAAUCUGCUUCACUAAAUAUUCCAUUCACAUUAAGGAUUAAUUCUUAAUUGUUUAUUCUUAGGGAUGCUCCCCAAAAAGGUGAAGCACCCUUGGUGUUUUGUUGCAAAAGUUCACCCAAUCAUAUGUCGAAGCAUGGCAUUUUGAUAUUUGUGGAUUUUAGAAUAUUGGGAAUGAAAGGUCAUUCUC
Molecule: messenger RNA, 1453 nt
Organism: Gastrolobium bilobum
Lineage: Eukaryota; Viridiplantae; Streptophyta; Magnoliopsida; Fabales; Fabaceae
Product: transcription factor RF2b
Exons: 4
Coding region: 1-1173 (390 amino acids)
Biological process (GO): regulation of DNA-templated transcription
Cellular component (GO): nucleus
Molecular function (GO): DNA-binding transcription factor activity
Source: RefSeq, a predicted model, not a curated record